Molecule: messenger RNA, 1270 nt
Organism: Aethina tumida (small hive beetle)
Lineage: Eukaryota; Metazoa; Arthropoda; Insecta; Coleoptera; Nitidulidae
Gene: YL-1
Product: vacuolar protein sorting-associated protein 72 homolog
Exons: 6
Coding region: 92-1138 (348 amino acids)
Biological process (GO): chromatin remodeling; regulation of DNA-templated transcription
Cellular component (GO): nucleus
Molecular function (GO): ATP-dependent H2AZ histone chaperone activity
Source: RefSeq, a predicted model, not a curated record
UCGUAAACAUAACCUAGCUUAUUAAGGGUUUGAUGAAACAAUAUUUUAUAUUUAAGAAAAAUAAGCAAAAUAGAUACAUUUUUGUCGGAAAAUGGCUAGUGGCCGUGAAAGACGAACAAAUGCGGGAAACCGCAUGGCAAAAUUAUUAGACGAAGAAGAAGAAUGUCAGGACGAGUUUUAUAAACAAAACUAUGGUGGCUUUGAAGAGACUGAAUCUGAUCAUGAAUAUGAGGCUGAAAGGGAAGAAGAAGAUGUAGUGGACUCAGAUUUUAGUAUAGAUGAAAAUGAUGAGCCUGUAUCGGAUAAUGAAGAAGAAGGAAAAGAGAAAAAAAAACGUAGGCUUGUUACAAAGGCUUACAGGGAACCAAUUCCAGAAAAGAAGCAGACAAAACCUAGGCAAAAAGUUGUAAGAACAUCUUUAUCUAAAGUAAAGUCACCAAAUUCUUCACAAUACAAUGAACAGAUUGAGAGAAAUAUAAGAAAAUCAACUGUUGCAAAGUCUGCAGCAACUGCUCAGAGAAUAAAAGUUAGAGAUUUGGAACAAAAGAAAAAGGUGAAAAAACCAAAGGAAGAAGAAUGGAUUCCAACCCAAGAAGAACUAUUAGAAGAAGCAAAAAUAACAGAAAUAGAAAAUUUGAAGUCAUUAGAAAAGUAUCAAAAAAUGGAAAAUGAAAAGAAAACAAAGAGGACAGAUAAAAAGGUGUACUCUGGGCCAAUUAUCCAAUAUAAAUCUACCAAAAUGCCAGUAUUGGAACAAUCUGGUGGUGUUAAAAUAAAAUUAGAAAAUGACAAAAGUAGUGAAUCAUGUGAAAGAACUUUCAUAACAAUCUUAAAUGACCCAUAUGAUGUUGUUUUUAAAAAGACAUUCAAUGUUAAACCACCACUUGCACGCCCAAAGACAUUAAGGUGUGCAGUAACAGGUCGUCCCGCAAGAUAUAUUGAUCCAGUCACUUGUGUGCCCUAUCACAACAGCAGCUGUUUGAAAAUUAUCAGAUCAGCUUAUGCUCAGCAACUUGAAGUCCAUGGUGAUAGGAGUAAUCCAGUUGUUUCUGAAUGGCUUAACUGGUACUCUAAAAAUAAAGAUAGACUGCAUAAAGAAAUGUUACUAAAGAUUAAAGCGCAAAUGAGUAAAAGAUAAUUUGUACUUGCAUUAAAAACAUUUACAUAUUUUAAUUUUAAGUAAUAAAGUAUGUUUUGAGAUCAACCUAGAAUAAUAUCUGAAAUACUUUUGUUUUAAAAGGAUGUGAAAUAAAAUAUUAAUUAACAUUGA